GCGGGGCCGACGGCAGCGUGUAGUGCGAGCGGGGCAGGACGCGCGGAGCCCGCCUGCUGGCCCGCCGGGAACUCGUGAGGAAUUGACAUCCAUAGGAAGAAUUUGUAAAAGCCUCUCUCUGCCUAGAGCUUCAGGCCCAAUGCAUCUUCCUGCCACCUUAAACCACUGAGCAGUCAGAGCCCCAGUUGUAGAAGAGUUGUCCUGACACCACCAUGAGCUCUGAAUGUGAUGUUGGCACUUCUAAAGCUGUUGUGAAUGGCUUAGCAUCUAGCAGCAAUGGGCAAGACAAAGCAACCACCAAUCCUUUACGCACAUGCUCUAUUUCUGCUGUUAAAAUAAUUCCUGUGAAGACAGUGAAAUACACUUCAGGCCUGGUACUCCCUUCAGACAUGGAUCCUACAAAAAUCUGCACUGGGAAAGGAGCGGUGACUCUUCGUGCCUCCUCUUCCUACAAGGAAACCCCAAGCAGUAGUCCUGCAAGCCCUCCAGAAACUCCACAAAAUGAAAGCAAGACAGGCCUGGAGCCAGAGGAUUCUUCAGCAGAUGAGUGGAGACUUUCUUCCAAUGCUGAUGCCAAUGGGAAUGCCCAACCCUCUUCACUUGCUGCCAAGGGCUACAGAAGUGUGCAUCCCAGCCUUUCUGCCGACAAGCCCAAGGAUGCCACUUCCUCCAGUCCAGCCCAGCCUGAGGUAAUAGUUGUCCCUCUCUACCUGGUUAACACUGAUAGAGGGCAAGAAGGCACUGCCAGACCUCCAGCAUCCCUGGGGCCACUUGGCUGCGAUCACACUAGCCCGGCGACCACCCCUGCCACCUCACCUCUGACCUUCCCGACUAUAGAUGAUUUCAUUCCCCCUCAUCUGCAGAGGCGGUCCCACCACAGCCAGCCAGCCAGUGCUUGUGGCUCCCCUCCCCCCAUUAGCCAGACACCACCAUCCUCACCACCACCUCCGCUGGUCCCUCCCAUACCGGAGGACCUCCACAGAGCCUUGGAGCCUGACCUCACGGGAGCUGUCUCAAGUACCGCUUCCAGUCCUCUAUUAAAUGAAGUUUCUUCUCCCCCCAUUGGAACUGAUUCCCAAGCCUUUCCACCAACCAGCAAGCCAUCAUCUGCCUACCCUUCCACCACUAUUGUCAACCCCACCAUUGUGUUGUUACAGCACAAUAGAGAACAACAGAAACGACUGAGUAGCCUUUCAGAUCCUGUCUCAGAGAGAAGAUUGGGUGAGCAGGACACAGCACCAAUCCAGGAAAAACCCACCUCACCCAGCAGAGCUGCUGAAAAACGAGUGAAGGAUGAUGGCAGACGGGUGGUGAAGAGUGCACAAGAUCUAAGCGAUGUGUCCAUGGAUGAAGUGGGCAUCCCACUGCGGAAUACUGAGAGAUCAAAAGACUGGUACAAGACGAUGUUUAAACAGAUCCACAAACUAAAUAGAGACACUCCUGAAGAAAACCCUUAUUUCCCUACGUACAAAUUCCCUGAACUUCCUGAAAUCCAGCAAAAUUCUGAAGAGGACAACCCUUACACUCCUACCUACCAGUUUCCUGCAUCUACUCCUAGUCCUAAAUCUGAAGAUGAUGAUUCAGAUCUGUAUUCUCCUCGAUACUCCUUUUCUGAAGAUGCAAAAUCUCCCCUUUCUGUGCCUCGUUCAAAAAGUGAAAUGAGUUACAUUGAUGGUGAGAAGGUGGUUAAGAGGUCGGCCACACUUCCCCUCCCAGCCCGCUCGUCCUCACUCAAGUCCAGCCCAGAGAGAAACGACUGGGAGCCCCCAGAUAAGAAAGUGGAUACAAGAAAAUACCGUGCAGAGCCCAAAAGUAUUUAUGAAUAUCAGCCGGGCAAGUCUUCUGUUCUGAGCAACGAAAAGAUGAGUCGGGAUAUAAGCCCAGAAGAGAUAGAUUUAAAGAAUGAACCUUGGUAUAAGUUCUUUUCGGAAUUGGAGUUUGGGAAACCGCCUCCCAAAAAGAUAUGGGAUUAUACUCCUGGAGACUGCUCUAUCCUUCCUAGAGAGGAUAGAAAGACUAAUCUAGAAAAAGAUCUCAACCUGUGCCAAACAGAGUUAGAGGCAGAUUUAGAAAAAAUGGAGACGAUUAAUUCUCCCAGUGCCAGCCCACCACAGAGCUCAACAGUCAGCCCCUUGGCAGACAUUUCCUCAGAGCCUCCUGGAUAUGUAUAUUCUUCCAACUUCCACGCAGUGAAGAGGGAAUCAGAUGGGGCUCCUGGGGAUCUCGCUAGCUUGGAGAAUGAGAGGCAGAUUUAUAAAAGUGUCUUGGAAGGUGGCGACAUCCCUCUUCAGGGCCUGAGUGGGCUCAAGAGACCCUCCAGCUCAGCUUUGACUAAAGAUUCAGAAUCACCAAGACAUUUUAUACCAGCUGAUUACUUGGAAUCAACGGAAGAAUUUAUUCGAAGACGUCAUGAUGAUAAAGAGAAACUUUUAGCGGACCAGAGACGACUUAAGCGUGAGCAAGAAGAGGCCGAUAUUGCAGCUCGACGCCACACGGGCGUCAUCCCGACGCACCAUCAGUUUAUCACUAAUGAGCGCUUUGGGGAUCUUCUCAAUAUAGACGAUACUGCAAAAAGGAAAUCUGGGUCAGAGAUGAGGCCUGCCAGAGCCAAAUUUGACUUUAAAGCUCAGACAUUAAAGGAGCUUCCUCUGCAGAAGGGAGACAUUGUUUACAUUUAUAAGCAGAUUGAUCAGAACUGGUAUGAAGGCGAACACCAUGGCCGGGUGGGAAUCUUCCCACGCACCUACAUUGAGCUACUUCCUCCUGCUGAAAAGGCUCAGCCCAAAAAGUUGACACCCGUGCAGGUGUUGGAAUAUGGAGAAGCUAUUGCUAAGUUUAACUUUAAUGGUGAUACGCAAGUAGAAAUGUCUUUCAGAAAGGGUGAGAGGAUCACGCUUCUUCGACAGGUAGAUGAGAACUGGUACGAGGGGAGGAUUCCAGGAACAUCCCGCCAAGGCAUCUUCCCCAUUACCUAUGUGGAUGUGCUUAAGAGGCCACUGGUGAAAAACCCUGUGGAUUACAUCGACCUGCCUUAUUCCUCCUCCCCAAGUCGCAGUGCCACAGCAAGCCCACAGUGUCCUAGUCACAGCAAGCUCAUCAUGCCAGCCCCCUCAUCUCUACCCAACCCCCGCCGGGUUCUGUCCCCUGAGAUGCAUGCCAUCACCUCUGAAUGGAUCUCGCUGACUGUAGGGGUCCCAAGCAGGCGUUCUCUGGCCCUGACUCCACCCUUGCCUCCUCUGCCUGAGACUUCUGUCUAUGACAUGGACUACCUCUCCUUGCCAUCAAGGGCUCGUCCCUCCCUGCCCCUCAGCCUCCCUUAUUCAAGUUGGUCAGUUCGCUCUAAUCCCCGCUCAGUGGUUUCCCCAUUAGCCUUGCCUCCACCCCACAAAACUUACUCCCUGACACCUAGUACCCAGACCCCUCUUCACAUCAAUGGAGAGGGUGGGAUCCACCCUCACCAAGAUAGCUUCUCCCAGCCACUGCUGGGGAGCCCUGAUAGGGUCAUCUCAGAGCUUAGUGAUGCCUUUAGCAGCCAGAGCAAGAGGCAGUGCUGGCAAGAAGAGAAUGGACAAUAUGAGAGGAAAACAGAGAGUGAGGCAGGUGAGAGAUGCCCUGGUGGAUCCAAGAUCUCUAAGAAGAGCUGCUUGAAACCUUCAGACGUGGUCAGGUGCCUGAGUACUGAGCAGAGACUCCCAGAGCUCCAUGCCCCUGAGGAGAUCGAGCCCAGCAAGCCUCUGGGCAGCCCCUUUCCAGGAAGGGAGGCUGGGCCCACAGAGCUGCACAGAGGUGGCGAGGCUGAGAGGAAGGCCGCUCAGAGUGGUGUGAGUCAGCAACCUCAAGCCCAGCAGCGAAGAGUCGCCCCAGACAGGAGUCAAACCUCACAAGACUUAUUUAGCUACCAAGCAUUAUAUAGCUAUAUACCACAGAAUGAUGAUGAGUUGGAACUCCGAGAUGGGGAUAUCGUUGAUGUCAUGGAAAAAUGUGACGACGGAUGGUUUGUUGGUACUUCAAGAAGAACAAGGCAGUUUGGUACUUUUCCAGGCAACUAUGUAAAACCUUUAUAUCUAUAAGAAGACUGAUAACCAUAGAAAUUAUUUUUAUUGAGGAUGAAGCAUAAUUCAUGAACUGGUCUUUAUUUAAAAGUUAAGUUGGUAGGAAGAUGAAUGCAGUGGAUAAAGUUAAGAAGUAAAAACAAAAGGAACAGAGAAGUGUGACAAUUAACACUCAAGUCUGAGCUUACUGUGUAUCAGGGCUGAACCGUGUGCUGAGCAAAAUGAAUUGAGGCAAAUCAGAUUUACUUACCUGAUUCUGGAACAACUCCAGCUUUCCCUUCCCCUCCCCUUCCUCUCUACCUCUACCUGGAGUAGAGUCUAGGAAUGGAUUAGCCAGAAAUGCUUACUGGUUUCCAGCCUUACCUGCUGUCAUCUCAAAGGGGUCCUUGAGCCUAGAAUAACCCUUAGGGAACUAGGCAAGUAGAUCCCUAGCCAUGUUCUGGAGACCCCAACUCUGGGCACCCACUGACUGCCCCAUCCUCUAUCGCUAGCUGCCCUGGACUAAACUGAGACUGUCUGCUAAACUGAGACUGCCCCCCUUUGCCAUUGGACCUGCUGAGGUCCAGGUAAGGAAAUGGAGGCAAACCAGGCACCUUGGUGUUGAGCCUGCAUUACCCUUGACUAUGCCCACAUGAGGUUUGUGCUGAGAUUGGGGAGCAGAUGGUCAAGGCCGAUUGGUUAGGUUUGUAUUUCCAAGCGACUAAGUCAAGAAGCCCUGCCACCUCGGAGGCCAGUGGCAGUGCUUAGCUUAUUCCUUUCCCAUAUCUCUCUGGCUUUAUAAACAGCUGCCUUUAGGGCAGCGCAGCUGCAUUUACCUGAGCCCUAUAUUAAGCUUUCUUUUCUGGCUUGGGUUUGGCUGGGAAAGUCUGGGAUUGCUAGACCCAUUUUCACAGGAAUCCCAGAAUGACAUCUAGAGUUUAUUUAACAUGCAGUGACAUGCUCUGGUUACUGAUCUACCCAUGAGGCCCUGGGCUGAGAAGAGAUGCCAGGUUUCCAAUUCCCCCCCAAAUCCCCAGAAGACUUCAAGGACCACUCAACAUGUUGGCACCCCCAGCUUGUGAGUAUUCUUCAUGCACCUGCAGAGGCUUCCCAAGGUGUGGAUCAGUGGCUUGAGUAUAAGCAGCAACUUUCCACAAGCAGCAGUGACCAGAAGUCUGCCCUGUGUGGGGGCUGCAACUGAGGAGGAAACCUCUGGGCCGCAUGACUGCUUCACUACUACUCUGACGCAGCUGUGAUAAAGAUGUUUUAUUAGCUUCUCUGUUAGACUUUUCAGACACAGAGAUAGAGGUGCCCCAUUUUCUGCCCACCAGGAACUGGAGGUGAGUGGGGAGACAGAAAAAAUAAACUGACUGCAAAGAGAGAUUGUGAUACGUGCUAAGGAAGUUUGGGAGAAGAGAUGUUUCCCCUGGAGGGACCUGGAAGGUGUCAUGGUAUUUCUGUCUCCAUACCUCACUUCUGAAAGAGGAUACUGAGAGAACUUUAGACUGGGAGUCAUUCUGGCUGGAAAUACUUGGAACUUUUUCCAGAGUCUCCAAACUCUCAUCCUCCCCACAAAUCCACUUCCAAGGUGACAAAUAGGAGUAGCAAUUCUAAGUGGUAGGGGUGUAUACUGGAACCCUGGCUCUCUGCAGCUAGCUCAGAAUUACCCCAGGACCACUGUCCCAAAGUCUGGAAUCUUUUCCAAGUAGAUAAAACUUGUCUUUAGUACCUCUGCCUCAGUGGUUGUCCCAGACACUCAUCUUAAGAUCCCACCAGCUUCCCACCACCUGCCAAUCAGCCUCAGUACCCUCACUUUCUCCCUAACCUUUCAAGGAGGCUUUCAAGAAAAAAAAAUUACUCCUAAUUUGCACUGAAGUGUAAAUGGCUGAUAAGAAGAAUGUGUUGCCUCUUCUCUAGAGACAUUUGUUUGGAACUAGGACAAAUUGGAGCCUUAAUCCCAAGGGAAAAGUGUGUGAAUUUGUAGAACUUCAGGGACAGAAGGUUUUAUGGUAGAACGAAGCUUCUUGAUUUUUUUCUAGGACCCCAUGACUGUAUGACCUAUAGCUUUGGAAGCUCUGCUCCCCCAUCCCAGAGCACAGAGCCUGAUUUUUUUUUACUUUUGUCUCUGAAGGAAUAUAGUAAAAAUGCAUAUGUGCAUGCAUUUUGCCCAGCAGCGUUUCUCCCCAUUUGGAAUGUAACCCUUAUAUUGGCUGUGUUUCUUGGUCUUUCUUAAACACAAACCAUUAAUAAUGAAAUCCUAUUUAACUUUUUUGGAGGGGUGCUUCUUGAUUAAUAGGUAAUUUUGAACACCUCUUUAAAUACAGCUAGAAAGUAAAACCAACUUGUAAAGCCACCUUUGCAUCUGAUGCCAGCUUCACGCAGCGUCUGUCUCUCUCCCCAAAUACAGGGGUUGCCUUGCCAACUUGCUCUUCUUUAAUAAAAUCACAUGUUAAAAUUCACAUCCCCUCAGUUUACUAUGACUCUGUGUGAAAAAACAGGGAACACAGGUUCCCAAUUACUCUUUUGUCUUCAGACAUUUAGUAACAUAAAUUACCUAUUUUUUAUGCUGAAAUGUUUAUACAGGUUUAUUAAUAGCAAGUGUAACUACCUGGUGACAUGCCUUGCAACAGGUUUUGAUAUAUUAGCCAUGCUUCCAGGUAAAGGCUAGCCCCAAACUACAUAUCUUUUGCAGUCUCUCUGGGAUCAGUAAAAGGAAAAAAAAUUCAUAUGCUCGAGAACUGGGAGUGUAAAUAUGUAUAUUUAACUUUGUAUAGUCCAUGUACCUACCUUGUAUAGAAAAAGUUUUAAAAAUUUGAACAGAAGGGAGUAAAAUAAGGGAGUCACAGAGGGGUUUUGUUUUGCAUUUUUAUUUAAAUGAAGGAAUUUCAAAGUAUUCACUUUUAGCACAUUUGCCAUUGGAAACUGUUAACAUUUACAAUAAUAAUUCUUCUGGAAAGAGAAGGUAACUAUUAUUUCAGUUGCAGUUUAAAAAAAAACUUUUUUUUUGCAGUUCUGCAGUAGAAUUAAAUCCUGUUGCUAGAAUAGACUACUACCAAAAAGAAAGAUCAUAUUCUGAGAGAACUGACAUUAUAUAUAACCAAUUAAUUUAAAGCAUUGCCAUUUAAAUUUUCACACUGAGUGCAUGUACUCUGCAGGCACAGAUUUUUCUGUUCAUUUAUUUUUCUUUACUGCAGUGGAUUGAUUUGAUAAAUAGAUGUGUUAAAUUACUACCUUUGCUGUACAUAUUAUUUAAUAAACUUUAUUAAGAAUUGUGUGGCAUAUGUUCUUGCCAUUC
Messenger RNA from Dipodomys ordii (Ord's kangaroo rat), 7326 nucleotides. RefSeq names its product sorbin and SH3 domain containing 1 (gene Sorbs1). The record is from RefSeq and is a predicted model, not a curated record. The transcript is spliced from 33 exons. NCBI's taxonomy places the organism in Eukaryota, Metazoa, Chordata, Mammalia, Rodentia, Heteromyidae. Gene Ontology annotation, cellular component: cell-substrate junction; nucleus; cytoplasm. Gene Ontology annotation, biological process: cell-substrate adhesion. Gene Ontology annotation, molecular function: protein binding. Bases 213 to 4070 code for a protein of 1285 amino acids.